Molecule: messenger RNA, 2109 nt
Organism: Folsomia candida
Lineage: Eukaryota; Metazoa; Arthropoda; Collembola; Entomobryomorpha; Isotomidae
Product: cytochrome P450 9e2
Exons: 4
Coding region: 249-1847 (532 amino acids)
Molecular function (GO): monooxygenase activity; oxidoreductase activity, acting on paired donors, with incorporation or reduction of molecular oxygen; iron ion binding
Source: RefSeq, a predicted model, not a curated record
UGUAUUACAUAAAUACGGAUUGGCAACUUGACCAUCAUAAAUAUAACAUUGCUAAAAAAAUUACAAUCAUACGUGGACAUAACAAAGUAUUUAAGCAAUAUCCUUUGCCCACCUAAAAAGUAACUCAGUUGACGAGUUGCUCUGCUGAACAGCUCAUUUUAAACAAAGUAUUACACAAUUACACAUUUAGCAGUACAUAAAUACACAAUUUUGAUAAACGAAAGUUUCCCAAAAACUUUUUAAAAAAUAUGGAUUUCCUAACCAUAUUUUUCAUACUUAUCGCCCUCCUCGCCCUUAUCGUUGCUUACUCACACAUAUCCUCCGCCCAGACUAAAGCCUACUACGAAUCCAGAAAUGUCGCGUACGGAGGAGGCACCACACUCCGCAUGUUUGUCGGGAUCUUUAAAGGGGUCAACAUGAUGGACUCGAUCUCCUUGCAGUAUCAAAGAAUGAAGGCCGCCAAUCAGAAAAUCCUUGCCAGCACGGUAUUCGGAAUGACGACGAUCACGAUAAUUGACCCAGCCGUUCUAAGAUCCGUGUUCGUCAAGGAUUUCGACCAUUUCGCGGACAGGCGGACAUCUCGGGACAAUUCCGCCUCGAAGGAUGUCCUCCUCUCGAAAGCUUUGUUCUUUAUGAUGGGGCGAAAUUGGCGCUUGUUGCGGUCAAAACUUACGCCCGCCUUUACGACGGGAAAGAUUAAGAGACUCCUCCCACUUUUUAAUGAGAGCGGGAAAAAGUUGGUGAAAUUUUUGGAGGGCGAGAUUUCAGGCGGAAAUGAGGUCGACUUUAUGCAGGCGUACUCCAAAUACACGAUGGACAUUAUUGCCACGGCGGUUUGUGGGAUUGACAGUGGGGCGUUUGAUCAGAAAGGGAUGUCCAAGUUUGAAGACAUGGCGGCCAAAUUGCAAAUACAGUUUGGUGGGGUGCAAUUCCUGAAGAUGAUGAUUAUCAUUACGUCGGCAAAGUUGGGAGAGUUUCUCGGACUUACGAUAUUUCCAAAGGAUGCUUCAGACUUUUUCUCUGCUGCUAUAAAAUCCUCAAUCGCACAUCGUAAAAACGAGUCUGCCAAGCGGACGGAUUUCCUCCAGUUAAUGUUGGAAGCACGCGAUAACCGCUUACGAGUGGAGGACGAUGAACUUUCAACCUUCGAAAAGGACGCCAUUCUGAAGGAUGAUCCUAGCAAGACGUCAACUUCUGACGAAAAUGUUCUCGAUGACGACGGAGUUGUCGCCAAUUCUGUCCUGUUUCUCUUAGCCGGCUAUGACACGACGCAAUCCCUCCUCGUCUUCUGCGCGUAUGCGUUGGCGUUAAAUCAAGAUGUACAGGACAAGUUGAGGGCAGACGUGACACGUGUACUUCAAGAACAAGGUGGGGACAUUGAUUAUCAUGCCGCACAUGAGAUGACUUACCUGGAUAUGGUGAUAAGUGAAACGUUACGUGUGUACCCCCCUGCCGGUGCCUCGGAUCGGAAGUGCACCAAGGACUACAAACUACCAGGGACGGAACUCAUCGUGAAGAAAGGACAAGGACUUUUAGUCCCGAUUUAUGCAAUGCAACAUGACCCCGAAUAUUUCCCGGAACCAGAAAAAUUUAAUCCGGAAAGGUUUUCAAAGGAGAACGAAGGAAACAUUGUUCCAUACACGUACAUCCCAUUUGGAUCAGGACCACGGAAUUGUAUCGGGAUGAGAUUCGCCUUAGCCGAAGUGAAAGUCGCGAUCGCCCAACUUGUCUACAAUUUCAGGAUUGAACCUUCAAGUAAGACUCCGAUUCCGAUGAAGUAUGCUAAAUCAGCCUCCCUGAAGCCGGAGGGGGGCCUGUUUUUAGGGUUGACUAAAAUUCAACAUUAAUAUUUCGGGGUUUGAUGGGUGGAAGUUUCGUCAAAAAAAUCCGACAAUUCGUACCUGCAUUUGUUCCAAUUUUAAACACAUAUUUAUGUAGAUUAAUACAUAUGUACCACAGAAGUACAUAAUAUGUAUAAUAUCUACUAACAUAUUAUGUUAGCAUAUACAUAAAUAAGUGCCUAAUUAAACAUGUAUGUAUAAGAAACACGUACACUUUGACUUCUCUUUAUAUUGCAUAUGCAAUAAAUACAUAUUUAUAUGAUCCCUA